AUGAUCUCGCGUAUUAUCAAUUUGAUAAAGACGGUAAACUAUGUAGUCUAUGUCAUGGCGACUCAUGAGAUGGGUCUUGAGCACAAGAAGAAAGAGGCCGGGACUCACUUCCGCAAAAAUGCUUAUCUGCGUAACCGGUUCGGUGUGCUCCCGCGCCGUAAUCCCAAGCCUGAGCAGGCAAGAUGGUUCGAGUCCUUGAAGGGUCACUACUGGGGUCAUUUAUGCAAUCAUUUCGAAGAAGAUGGUAUUAUCUACAUCGAUGCCUUCAUGCACAACAACGACUCUCUAAGGGCAUUCCCCUCCAUGCAUCCGGAGGUAGAUGCUGGAAAGGCGGAUGUCCCGCCGGUCGGGAAGUUUGUCCGGUUCAAGAUCGAUCCGAACUCCAAGUCGACCGAGCUGGAGCUGCCCACUAUCCUCAGCGACAUCCCCGGGGAGUUAGCGCGUUGCGAUGACCGCUACACAGGGAAGCCGUAUAACCACGCCUUCAGGGCUCCUUUGGUCUGGAAGGCCGGCGAGCACACCACGGUGGGUGAGCCGUGCUUCGUACCGCGGUCGGCAGACUCGCCCGAGGGAGAUGGCUACUUGUUCACCCGCUGCCAGGACCAGAAGACUGGUUACGGCAGCCUGGCGAUCCUGGACGCCGCAGAUAUAAAUGCCGGCCCCGUCGCCGUUAUUGAACUGCCCUUCCGAGAUCACGACGGCGUCCACGGCCAAUGGGUUGAUGCCUCUCGGUUCGACUCUAGAAAGCCGUUGGUCGAUUACGCUGGCGUUACGCCGGAGCUUCAGGGGAAGUUUGGAACCGGCGCGCCGAAGCCCUACGAUGACUUGAAUGCUAGGCCUGUGCUGAGGACGGUGGGCGCAAAACUGGACGGAACCCUGUAG
Messenger RNA from Diaporthe citri, 882 nucleotides. RefSeq lists its product as uncharacterized. Gene Ontology annotation, molecular function: carotenoid dioxygenase activity. The record is from RefSeq and is a predicted model, not a curated record. NCBI's taxonomy places the organism in Eukaryota, Fungi, Ascomycota, Sordariomycetes, Diaporthales, Diaporthaceae. The transcript is spliced from 5 exons. The coding region runs from base 1 to 882 and encodes 293 amino acids. Gene Ontology annotation, biological process: carotene catabolic process.